CUUGUGUACCUGCAUUGGACUCAACUCCAUUAUCCGCUUCCACCCUGUCUCCAUCAGGCCUUGUCUCUGGUCGGCUGACUUCACCUCCAUCCAGUCAAACUUGUUCUGAUAUUACUUGCCCUUUCCUUCCAGGUCGCUCCUUGCUGUUCCCUUACGCACUUUCGAGUCCGAGGAUUGUCGUCCUCCACGCUCGACACACCUGCCAGCGCAUAUCCCACCAGCAUACCCGGGGCAAAACCCCCCGAGUUGUCCUUGUCCUUCCCGCCUCAACUCACUGAACAGCAAGCUCAGAUUCGCAUUGAUCGACCUCUGACCGUAAGACCUGCUCGCGAGGUGAAGACUUGAAACCAGUCACUUGGCCACUCAGAGUCGAGGACCCCGCGCAUCUGGUCCACUGGUCAGCGUUGGUCUAGGCCUCAGGGAAGCGGGCCUCCAGCCAUUUGUCCUACAAGACCUUCCAAACUCCUAUCAAAAGGACUUUUCAGACUGUCACUUGUCCACGUUAGCAGCAACAUCCAGCUCAUUUGCCUCCUCACAGCCAAUAUCUACCUUUCCACGAUCACUAUCAACAAUUCCUCGCACGCCAUUUGCUGGUCAACAACCCACAAAUCGUAAAUACCGAUCAACAUCGCGCUCACCGACCUUUGGCGAAUCCCAAGGUUCUUGCCUAUUCUCCCACAUUUGCACCUGCCGCGACAGGGCCAACACUUUGCAGCUUUUCCCCCGUCUUUCCGCUCUUGCUACAACAUUCUCAUCCUCGCAAUCUCUUACCAAUGCCGGUGACCAAAGGACAUGUGCUGGCCAUUUUGCCUUGUUGCGGUUGAUUGUUGGAUUUCUGAAGCCGGAGAAGUACUUUACUAGUCGACACGUUGCAUGCCAUGACAGCCAUAUUACCACGAGGACUCAUCAAUACGAUCCCUGCUGUCGAACAAGACGCCUUUGGUGCUGUCGACUCUGUGGCCGACAAUGCCGAUGCCUUGCACCACUUCUGGAGAUACUUUGCUGUACAAAGUGACCUUUCCGGCGAUCCAACAUGCACCAGGUCGCGGAAUCUCUUUUGGCGAGUCUGGAGUGACCCAGAGCUUGCUCAUAAUAUGACAGUCCCUCGCCUCAUGCGGCUUUGGCGUCGCUGUGACGAACAGUUCGAUCUUAGUCCCAUCGGACAUAUCAAUGUAUCCUCGAGGGUGCAGUCACAGGCUACUUCAAUUCCGAUGCAAGAAUCGAAAUCGUGCACGGUUGGAUCCUCCGAGUCAAUCAGCCCUCGAUCGCAUCCUACAGACCCUCAUUACUUGGAAGGAUUUCCGCCGUUGUGUCAAGAGCCACCGGGAAGGCGUCUCGUGUAUGAUGCAUCAAACGAGUUAAUUCACGUACCAGAACAACGAACGACAUGGACUACAGCCUCUGCUUCAAACACAGCCUCUGCUUCAUCUUCCAGGCCUACGCUGAGCCGGACUACUAGUGGUAGUCGAUCAAGAAUCCCGAUAGUGGCCACGGCAGGGAGAACCAGGACGAGACCUCAACUAGGUCGACGAAAAUCAAGCUCAUCUCGGGCGAUAUCGACAGUUCCAAAUGCCCCCAAGUCACCCCGAAUACCUACAGAGCCUUCUGGAAGACUAUCCGCCCCAGCAAGCAAUAGCCAUGCUGCCGGGCGUGCGAAUACAAGAGGUCCACCACCCGGACUCCCCAAUCCUCCUGUGUUGCGAAACUCGGCGAAUUUCCUGAUGUCUUCUCCCUCCUCCUGGCAAAGUGUUAAUUCAGGAACGCCCACGCCCCCCAUGGGCGCGACGGCGCCUGCAACAACUGCAGCAGAUCUGGUCGAGCGUGACUUUCGUGGCAAGUUUGUCGAGGCGCAGAAGAAGUUGAACAGUUUCACCAAUCUUCCAGUCCUUAUGCGCAUGCCCAAGAAUAAGAGUGUGGUUCGCUUCGCUGAUGAAGAUCCAUUGGAGGAGGAAAAGGGCAAAAACAAGGCAAUAUUGUCGGAAGCUCCAGAGGUGCACAAGGGUCCUUCAUCAUUGCGCUUAUCCAUGCCUGCUUCGCCAUCGGUUAGUGACGAUGAGUACAGUUCAGAUGAUGCAGUGGAGUUACCGCGUUCGAAAAGCCAAUUGAGUCUCUUGAUCAGACAUAAGAGGGCGCAGACGGGCAGUCAGGAUCUCGGGCCGGGUAUCGAUCUGGUUGAGGCGAGUGUGAAGCCCAAGGGGAAAGACAAAGGCAAGGCCACGGAGGAAGAACUACUGAUCAUGGCACGUAGAGAUGGAGUCACCAAAGCUGGAGGUGUGCAGCUUCCAGCAUCGCAUCGCAUUUCGGGAGAAGACCCCGGAUAUUUUUCACCUUCGAGUCCAGAGCCAUUGUUUUGAACAGCACCAAAUACCCCUCAAGACUACAUGCUAUUCUAUUGUAUCACGACAUGAAUUAACGACGAAACGGCCGAAACAAUUGUAUCAUACGCCAUCGACAUUCCGAAGAACAUUCGUUUUACCCCAAGACAUACAAAUACGCAACUUGGCGUUGGAAGCAUUGAUCGAGAGGUUUGCAGCAUAAAGCGCAGCCAGCAUCAGCUUGGAGGACAGAACAGCUACAGCAUAUACGAGUACGAGUAGGGGUAUUGGAGAAUCAAUUACCGUUUUUUG
Molecule: messenger RNA, 2627 nt
Organism: Exophiala oligosperma
Lineage: Eukaryota; Fungi; Ascomycota; Eurotiomycetes; Chaetothyriales; Herpotrichiellaceae
Exons: 4
Coding region: 879-2354 (491 amino acids)
Source: RefSeq, a predicted model, not a curated record